CAUGCCAGACAGGAGAGCGGCGUCCGCUUGCGAUGACACCGUCUCGGUCCUGGGACAGAGAGACACAAACAAACAAAUAAUUAAGAAGCCUCACGUUUCAGACUGGAUGGCAGUGUUGGAUAAAGAGAACAUGAAGACCUGAGCUAAGAGAUUUUUUUUUUUUUCCUCUCUCCUCCCUCUUUCAUUUCUCUCUUUACUGUCUGCCUCUAGCACCCUCCCUUCCCCCUUCCUGCUUCUCUCGCUGUGUUCACCCUCCCUCUCUCUCUCUCCCUCUUUUUCUCAGUGGCGGAAUGUAGCGGAGGACUGUGCGUGCGCUCGUUCACUCCGUGCUGCACGAACAGCAGCGGGACAUGGCUCGGAUGCUGCUCAAGCAGGAGAACGGAUUUAUACUCCCUGUGGAUUUGAUCGCUUGCUAAAUGCUGACCUUUGCUGCCUUUGCGGUCUUCUCCUGCUUGUUCUGAAGCGGUUGAAUUUGUUAUUUUGGCUCCAGCUUGUGGAACAGAUUUGGGUUGCUUUCCCCUUCCAUACAGAUGGUGUCUGUAGGAGGUUCAGCUCGAGGGAGGAUGCUGGGAAUCACUGCUGCUUGCUGGAGGGUCUGACUCCACGGGAUAUGCAGAGCUGAGUCAGCGAGUGCUAACGGGAGCCUAACAGGAGUCACAGAACGAGACAGUGACCAAGCUGUGAGAAAUGACAGAAAAACAGUGAGCCCUUCUGGAAACCGGCUAGCCCUCUGAGAAAUAUCUAAGGAACCACGAAAUUGAGGGAUUGUUUCUGACAGGUCAGACUGGCGCCUGAUCUGAAAGACAGGAUUUGAGGAGUGGUAACGCAAGAGUGUGCUGCUGCACCGGGCUCUGCCGAGCGCGUCCUCACAGACGCAUCCACUCUCUGCAAUCCUCCCUUCUUGCUCCACCCCUCCAUCCGGCAUCUCCCCUUUUUCCUCUGCCUAUUCAGUUUGUCCUUGGAAUCAGAGUCCUAUCUAAGCCCGUCUACUCUCACCUGCUUCUGGAACAGGACUAAACGGAUCGUCCCAUGUUGUAUUCUGCCAGCCCUUGUUUUUUGACCUCUGGAAUUCUACUGUGUGUUUGCGUGUGUGUGUGUGUGUGAGCUUGAGUGUGUGUGAUUGCAUUUGCGGCAUUGGGUGUAUGUGCUCUAAGGAGUGAUGGUUGUAUGUUGUCGGUGAGUAUUUGCAUCUGAGUGUGUGUUCUGCUGGGGUUUCUUGAUUUUUUUUUUUUUCUUCUUUUAUUAUCACCCAAUGUUCAACACCAUGAGCCAUCCUUCUGUGAUCCUCCUGUGCCUGCUGAGUGCCCGACCCUGGGGUUAACCCUCUCUAAACCCGGGGCAGGAUGAGCGAGACUUCUGGAGCUGUGACCACCUCAGGGGUGGUGAUCCUGGAGGAGCCUGAGGUUGCUGGGGCUUCUGGGGGACGUCAAGGUGGAGAGCGUGCUGGGGCUAUUAGGUGCGCCUUUUGGCCGAGACAGCAGACUUGGCUGUGUGUAGUUCCCCUCCUGAUUGGCUUUGUGGGACUUGGCCUUAGCCUCAUGCUGCUCAAAUGGAUCGUUGUGGGAUCUGUGCAGGACUAUGUACCCACAGACCUCGUGGAUGCGAAGGGUAUUGGCCAGGAUCCCAUUUUCUUAUCCAAGCCAAGUGCUCUGCCAAAGGGCCCAGACAGCACCACUUCCUCCACCACAACCACUACCACCACUGUAUCCUCGACCAUUUCCACAAUUACCACAGCAGUUAGGGGCAAAACUCGAACAGCAGCACCUCCAAAUCCCAACCCAAGGGACGGAGGUUCCUCUGGCAGCCAAGUGACCCAGAAGACCACCACCACUACAGCCUCUGGCACUGCCUCCCCUGGCCGGACGUCCAUCUCCAGCCCAACUUCAUCCAAACCAACCGUCCUCAAUGACUCAACCCGUGAGCACUCGACCACAGAGAGGCCGGUCAACACUCCAGCUCGGACCCACGUCAGCCGCAAGACACCGGCCCCGACCCUCCCGCCCUUGAAAUCGGAGCACUUCAAGCCGUGUCAGGAGAAAGACUUGGCCUAUUGCCUCAACGAUGGCGAGUGUUUUGUCAUCGAGACCUUAAGUGGCCCUCACAAGCACUGCAGGUGUAAAGAAGGCUUCCAAGGCAUCCGCUGUGACCAGUUCCUGCCCAAAACAGACUCCAUUCUGUCUGAUCCGACAGAUCACUUGGGGAUCGAGUUCAUGGAGAGCGAAGACGUUUACAAGAGACAAGUGCUGUCAAUCACGUGCAUCGCCAUGGGAAUCAGCUUUCUGGGCACACUCUGCAUGGCUCUGUACUGCCGGAACAAGAGACGCAGGGAAAAGCUCCAGGCGCAUCUGAAAGAGAGCCGAGGCCUGAAAAACUACGGCGUCAGCCAAGCGUGCAAAGCUCAACCUGGCCUCCAGCUGCACAAUCAGUAUUGCAAAAGCACAAGAUCUCCGCUACAUGGAGGCAGCGUCCAUGAAUCCACUUUUUCCCAGAGCUCUGCGAUGACUUCUUCCUAUAUGAGGGGUUUGACAACAACCCGACAUCACAGCUCGGUCUCAUGCAACGCCGAUCAGAAGAACCGGUCGGCCCUUCGCUUAUCAGCACGCAGGACUCCGCCCAUAACCGGAGGACGACUCAAUCCUAUUGCAGGCUCGAAGGAUUCUGGACCCGCCUACCAGCACCUGCAGGAAGCGGAAGGAUCUGAGAGGGAUGCAGAGCCGGAAAGAGUGAAUAUGAUGAAGCCCGAUGGCAGCCUGCACUGGGAUACUUUCCAAAGUAUGCAAGCCUCUCAACCCUCUCAACCGUGGGCGUCCCAGAGGAACCCGUGCUCCAGCUCGCCAGGAAAGAGAUCCCUUGCUCCAUAUCGGAUCCCGAUCAUCCCCUCUGUCCAUUCGCAUCAAGACGAGACCUCGUGUAUGCAGACGACUUCUGCGGAUGGAAUGAACCAGAGUUUACCGCGUCAAGGGGGUACAGGGGGUAGAGCGGACAACCUGUUAGGAAAUCCUCUCUGUGACAGAGUGGGCGAAAAGUGGAAGGAAGGGGCACGUGUACCAGAGGAGGCUCGGGAAAAGCUCAAAGCCAACACCAGCAUGAAGCAGGACGACUCCAUGUUCCUCAGUCCUCAUGCGGCGAAAGAGACGGUUUGUAUUCUUCUCGCAAAUGGAACUGGGCAUGGAGGCACAGCUCCUAGUGGACCAACAGAAACUCAGUUAUUGAACCCCAGAGACAUGCACAAGGACUCUACCCAACCUAGACAAUGAGAGGUUCUUCGUCACACGUCGUGUCUUGAGAACAAGGCUGCAGAGUGUUCUGCCAAAAUCAAUGAAUGGAAGCCAAUGGAAUAGUGAAAAUCAACACACUGAUGGCUUGAGAUAGUAAUUGGUUUGUUUUGUUUUUUUUUUGUUUUUUGGGGGUUGUUUUUUUUUGGUUUUUUUUUGAAAGAGUGACCGU
This is a messenger RNA of Ictalurus punctatus (channel catfish), 3447 nucleotides long. Its product is annotated as pro-neuregulin-3, membrane-bound isoform. The record is from RefSeq and is a predicted model, not a curated record. Lineage: Eukaryota; Metazoa; Chordata; Actinopteri; Siluriformes; Ictaluridae. The coding region runs from base 1344 to 3257 and encodes 637 amino acids. Gene Ontology annotation, biological process: nervous system development; intracellular signal transduction; animal organ development. The transcript has 9 exons. Gene Ontology annotation, molecular function: chemorepellent activity.